GAGCAUGCUCAGUGUGUUUGUCUCUGCUUUCUCCUUCACUGCGUCCCGCCGCGCACGACAGCGUCUCUUCACUCUGCACGCUCCGCCCAGCAAAUAAAGAGACAUGGAAGUGAAAAGAGGGGAUAGUGUGGUGCAGCAGGACAAGACAGGAACAAGCAAACAGGCAGAGAACAAAGACCACUGUGUGACAUGUCAUCACCACGCACCCAAGGGACAUGACACAAUGGCCGUCCCUCCUGCAUACUCAGACUUGGGGAAAUCUGCCAAAGACAUCUUCAGCAAGGGCUAUGGCUACGGAGUUCUGAAGCUGGAUGUUAAGACCAAGUCCCAGAAUGGUGUUAUGGAGUUUGUGACCUCCGGCUCCAGCAACACAGACACGGGAAAGUCAGCAGGCCACCUGGAGACUAAGUACAAAAUGAAUGAGCUAGGCCUCAACUUCACCAAGAAAUGGAACACAGACAAUACUCUGACCACAGAAAUCACUAUGGAGGAUCAGCUGGCUAAAGGCCUGAAGCUCAGUCUGGACACAUCUUUUGUCCCUAACACUGGCAAGAAGAGCGCCAAGCUGAAGACUGGCUAUAAGCGUGACUUUGUCAAUGUGGGUUGCGACCUGGACUUCGACAUGGCCGGGCCCACUGUCCAUGCAGCUGCUGUGCUGGGCUACGAGGGCUGGCUUGUUGGCUACCAGAUGGCGUUUGACACUGCCAAAUCUACACUGACCAAGAACAACUUUGCCUUUGGAUACAAGGCCAGCGACUUCCAGCUCCACACCAGCGUUAAUGAUGGCACAGAGUUCGGUGGCUCCAUUUACCAAAAGGUGAACAGCAACUUGGAGACAGCAGUUCACUUGGCCUGGACAGCUGGCAGCAACAACACACGCUUUGGAAUUGGAGCCAAAUACCAGCUGGAUAAGGAUUCCUCUCUGUCUACCAAAGUUGACAACGCCUGCCUCGUGGGAGUUGGAUACACACAAACCCUCAGGCCAGGAGUGAAGCUCACCCUCUCAGGUCUGAUUGACGGGAAGAACGUGAAUGGCGGUGGACACAAAGUCGGCUUGGGUUUCGAGCUGGAGGCGUAAAGAUUUGAUGAGAGGACAUACAAGAAGAGAGAAAGGCAACGCAGGAGAAUAAUAAAGAGCCCAAAUGUAUAAAUGCCACAAAAGUCCACUUGGCGACACCUAAACACUUCCCUCUUGAGUCCUAAACACAUAUGCACACAUUCUUUGGCCUUAACUCUGAAACCCCAAGCAGCCUCAAGGACCUCCAGUACUGUACCUGUAAAGGAAUCAAGCAUUAUUUUGUGUUGGUUAUUUUUUAAUUUUACAUUAUUUGCAGGUCCCACAACCAACCUUUGAGCAUGUAUUGUCAGACCUCAGCAAAAGAACAGACUUUACAAGCAGGCAAAUCAUGCAAAACUCCAAAUAAUGUACUACUUUUGAAAAGUUUGAACUGAUUAAGUGCACUUUUAAUAAAGCAUUUGUGUCGUAUCUGUA
Messenger RNA from Scatophagus argus, 1492 nucleotides. It is a transcript of the gene vdac3, whose product is annotated as voltage-dependent anion channel 3. Gene Ontology annotation, cellular component: mitochondrial outer membrane. Lineage: Eukaryota; Metazoa; Chordata; Actinopteri; Scatophagidae. Gene Ontology annotation, molecular function: voltage-gated monoatomic anion channel activity. The record is from RefSeq and is a predicted model, not a curated record. The transcript has 11 exons. The coding region runs from base 104 to 1078 and encodes 324 amino acids. Gene Ontology annotation, biological process: monoatomic anion transmembrane transport.